Messenger RNA from Funneliformis caledonium, 879 nucleotides. The record is from the annotation of a GenBank genome assembly. NCBI's taxonomy places the organism in Eukaryota, Fungi, Glomeromycota, Glomeromycetes, Glomerales, Glomeraceae.
AUGGAUAAAUCUAAUAAAGUUUUUUGUACCUAUUCGAAAUGUCAUCAUAAAGAUACAGAAAGAGUGAUUGGAUUAUUUAUUCCAAAGUCUACUAGGACUAGAUAUCAUAAACAAAAUGAUGAAAAUUCAUUAGUCUUAGACUUUAUUUCAAGUUUCGGUUCUGAAACAGCUUCGAUUUUAAGUCUUUCAGAUGUUUAUACUAGUUCUAAAAGUGAAUUAUCUAUCCUUGUUGGGCUAUCCGAAUCAUUAUCUGAAGGAGAAGCAUCUUCGAGUUUAUCUGACAGGGCAGAAAACUCAUCCGUUAACGAAGGUUAUAUUGAUGAAGAAUCGACUAUACAAGACAUUGACGAUAAUUAUGAACUAUCCUCAAAUGGAACAUCUUUAAAUGGAACUGAUGAAUUUUCUGAUUCAGAUAUAUCUCAUAUCGAAAUUUCAGAAUCUAGAGAAUACAUACACUUAUCUGAUGAAUUGGCUUUUAAUAGUGGCAAUGUCAGUUUAUUUCAAGUUAGACGAACAUUACAAUCAAUUGUUCCAAUAGAGCCUACAUGGGUGGAUAUCUGUAUCAAUUCUUGCUAUGUGUAUACAGGAAAAUACAAAUAUGAUGAAUUAUAUGAGUAUUGUCAUAUGUCAAGAUUUCAAACUAGACAUUCAAUAGGAAAAAGACUUCCUCAACAUAAGAUGGCCAUUUUUUUCAUUAAAGAUCGUCUUAAGAUUCAGUAUCAAGACUUAAAAGGUUUCGAAAGGUUGAAAUAUUAUAUAAUUAUACUCAUCGUUAAGGUUUUGAAUCAGAUAGUAAAAUCAGUGAUAUAUUUGAUGGUGUCAAAUACUAAAAACUAUUAUCUGAUGGAUAUUUUGAAGAUGAUAGAGAUAUUGCAUUGA